CAUCGAGCCGCGCUGGCCCCGGACCCCCUGCGCGGGCAGCAGCCGCAGCCGCCGGGGCUCGGCUUGCCGAGGGUCGGGGCUUCCCUUUGGCAGCCGGAGCGUCCAUCCCCUGUGCCCGGCACCCCUGCCCCUGCUCCCCGCUCCCGGGGCUCCUCCGUGCCUCGGGAUCCCGCCGUGACCCCGGCCGGGGAGCGUGGUGUGGCCCUGCGCCUGCCGUGCAGUGUGAGAGGGAAGGGGGAGGCGGUAGGAAAACCCCGUUCCUGCAAAAAUGCAGCUCGCUCUUUUCUUGUCCUGGUGCUGCUGCCUGCACGGAUGCGCGCUGGGCACUGGCUUCCUCUAUCAAUUCCCAGCAUCAACCCUGCAGCACAACUACCCAGAGCAGAGCUCCGGCUCGCCGGGCAGCGGCUUCGCCAGUCGCCGGCACUGGUGCCACUACACAGUCACAAGGACAGUCUCCUGCCAGGUGCAGAACGGGUCAGAAACGGUGAUCCAGAGAGUUUAUCAGAGCUGCCGCUGGCCGGGACCUUGUGCCAACUUAGUCAGUUACAGGACUCUCAUCAGGCCCACGUACAAAAUGUCCUACAGAACCGUGACCACGCUGGAGUGGAGGUGCUGUCCUGGCUUCACAGGGAGCAACUGUGAGGAGGAAUGCAUGAACUGCACCAGACUGGCUGACAUGAGCGAGAGGCUGAACACUCUGGAGGCCAAGAUCCUGCUGCUGGAGGCUGCAGAGAGGAGCCCAGCCCUGGAGAACAACCUGCCCAUCACGGGCACCACAGCCACGUGGGACCAGGAGCUGCUGCCCGACGCCUUUCCCCUGCUGAACCCCGGCACCGUCCUCAGGAAGAACGUGGCAGCUGUUGAGCCUAAAGGACCCAGAGGUGCAGAGGAGCAGCUGAUACCACAGGGGAUUCCAGGCCAGGUUGGUCCCCCAGGCCCGGUUGGCCCCACGGGGCUCCCAGGACCUCCAGGGCCCAAAGGAGAGAAGGGACAGCCCGGGGAGAGGGGCCCUGCAGGGCCACCAGGGAUGCUGGGACCUCAAGGACCAAGAGGACUUCCAGGAGAAACUGGGAUCCCAGGUCCCCCAGGUCCUCCAGGGCCACCAGCCACGCCAAGCCUCCCUCUCACCUUCCAGCAAGGGGUUCUCUACUCACUGCAGCCCACAGCUGAAAAAGAAACCACCAGGGCCACCAGGUGCUUCAGGACCCAAAGGCCCCCCAGGACCCAUUGGAGCCCCUGGAUCACAAGGCUUGCCAGGAUCUCCAGGACAGCCUGGACCAAAAGGAUCCAAAGGAGACCGAGGAGAGAGAGGGCAAGCAGGUCUGCCUGGAGAGAGGGGCAUUAAGGGACUCCCUGGUGAACCAGGCAAGAAGGGUGAGGAAGGAGACAAAGGUGCUGAUGGGGAAGGUGUCCAACAGCUUCGAGAGGCUCUGAAGAUUUUAGCUGAGAGGGUAUUGAUCCUUGAGCACAUGAUAGGAAUUCAUGACUCUUUGUCUUCCAUUGAGCCAGGCUCUGGACAGGAUGCGAUCCCAGGCUCCCCCCUGAGAAGCAGCAUCAAGAUCAAGCGAGGAGGACCCCGGCAGCCCCAGGCCCACCAGAUCCUCUCCUCCCUGCUGGAUGAUGCUGAAGCCAGAAGGAGAAGCCACAGGAUGAAGUAGGAGCAUCUCUGUGUCCUCCCUGCCUGUUCUGCAGUUCAAGAUCCAGUACCCAGUGCUGAAUUGCACCCUGCAGAUGAAGAGGGUGGGAGGCUGCAGUGUUGGUGGCUGGGUUUCCUUCCCUGGCCAAUUCUGAGCCCUGGUUGCAGGGAAUGACUUAUCCAUAGCUCAGAGAGGGUUUUGAGAAUGUUUUCCUUGAUUUUGUUUUGCCUUUGGAAUAGCAGUUGUCAGGUGUCUCAGAAGCUGCCUACAGGAGCGGCACCUCCUGGCUGUGCCUCCAGGGUUUAACCCUGCCCUUGUUCUCUCCCUGCCCUUGGCAGUCACUCAGUAAAGCUCUGCUUAACUGGCCAAGCCCACCCAUCCCACCCAGAGCCAAAGCCAAACCUCAGCCUUGUCCAUUGCUGCAGUUGGAGACAUCUGCUUUUAUUUCCUGUAUGACCUGCAAGGAUUUCUUUUAAGCAAAGAGCAAAUUAGAAUACCAAUUACAUUUAAAAGUAUUACUCUGAAAAUUCAGGUGGCUCUCUGGAUUUUAGCAACAAAAUCCUGGCUUUUCAUGUUGCUAAUUGCCUGUGAGUGACAUUAUUUCUAUUUGUGGUUGGCUAAACAAGGACUUUUGAUGCAAAUGUUCCUAGAAACAUUGGCUUUCUGUCUAUCUUCAGAGAGUUUAGACUAUUUCUGUGAAAACAUAGAGCAGUUUGCAUGAGAUAUGAUGGAAUUGUGCAAGAAUUUUCCCAUACUGUGUUCAGCUUGUGCAUACAUCCAGAGAUAAUUAAUUUAAGUGGUGGCAGUAGCUAUUCACAGAAAAGGAUAUAGUUUCUUAAUCCUACAGCAAUCAGGAAAAAUGUUUUCACAGUGUUUUGUUUUAAUCUUGUGAGUAAAUCCUCACCAUUUAGAUCUGGAGACAGUGUAGGAGCAAACCACAGUCUAGGGAAUUAGAGUCUUGUCAGGAGCUUAUCUUGCACUGGGAGUUACAUACAGAGUCAUUUUCCUUUUUGCAAUAACUGGUUAUUUUAGGGGAAGUACCAGCUUCCAGGUUUAAGAAGUUGAACCUGCCCUUCAGUGACAAAUGAAUCACUCCACCUGCUGUGCUAACCAGGUCAGACAAGCUGAUGUCAUCCAUGUAGACAGUGAUUUCUGUUAGAAGGGGGAGGUUAAUCAACAAAACUGACUGGACAGUUUUUUGUUUUUAGUUCCCACAUUCUGACAGUUCUCAAAUUCAGCCCAGGACAAAAGUGAGCAAAUUGAGUUGUGUUAUGGCCCCUGUGUGUCUGGUUCCUGUGCAGAGUGCAGCUGUGUGAGCACGCUGGGCUGCACUGCUGCAGUGUUUCUGUCAGCAGCUUUCCAAAGAAAACACUGCUGUCCCUGAUCCAGCACCCCAAGGGAUCUUCCCAAGGCAAAGCCCACUGGAAAUGAGGCUGAAAAUGGAGGAGCUCUGCCAGCCCAGCAUCAGCCCCACAUUAAAUUGACUGUCCAUAAACACUGUAAACAUGGCAGUGUGCUACCAGCAGAGACAAUCCCAAUCCUUCCUCUGAAGAGCCUGGAAUUUCCACAAAUUAGCAGGUUACAGGCUCCAUUAGGAUGGCUGAACCCACUAUGCCUUGACUUGGCCCUGCUCCUCAGGAACCCAGCCAUGCCCAGGCAGGUGAAAUGGCAAAGCUGAUCUGAGCAAGCACCAGAACUUUGCUUUUACUGCUGUGCAGCUGAACAACAACCAGCUGUGCUGGAGGCAGCAGGGAUGCUGCUUUUGCAUCCUCCCCCUGCUUGGUCAGUGCCAGCUGUGGGGCUCAUUCAGCUCACCUGGUUCAGGUUGUGCUUCUGAAUGAUUGAAUUUCCCAAGAAACAAACCCAGAGCUUUGCAGGAGCCUGGGGAGUCUCUGGCUGCACUCUGAGUUACAGCUGUGGUGUAGAGAGACAAGGAAAUGAGUAAAACUCAAGUCCAACGGGUUCCUGAGCUCAAGGAGCCAUCCUGUAUCUGCAGUCCCUUGGGGAGAAGGAAAUAAAGCUCUCUGAAUGCAUCUUGGUUUCACCCCCAGCACUAAUUCUAAACCCAGCCUUAACUCUGAGGAUGUCUGGGGUGCUCUAAGAACCCAAGUCCCUCCUUCACUACUGGCAGGGCAAGAGCUUUGUUUGUGGCCAGCCAAGCAAGGUUCAGCCAUGGGAACAUUCUUGGAAUAAUCAUUCCAUCUGAGAAUUAAAUGUCCAAAAACAAGGAUGAUUCCUGUGCAGGAAUUGAGAAGUACUUGGUUACCUCUGGGGUGAAUUGGGACCAUCUUGGUCUGAAUCACAUGGACACUCCAAGACCUCACUGGUGGCUUCCAGGAGAUAAAUCAGCCAGUUGGUGUUGGAACAUCAGGCCUGGGGAGUGAGGAGAAAUCUCAGUUCAGUCUAAACUCCUGCACUGGGCAGGCUGGUGCCAGCUGCAGUUGAGGCCACAGGAACAAUCUGUGCUCAUGGCAACUUCAGGAACCAAACCCAACCAAAGAAACCUUUGAAAAGGGAAAUGGGGAAAUUCAGUUUCACUGGUCCUGUAGCUACAGGGUUGAAUUUAGGGAAGAGGGAAUACAAUGAGGCCAUUUUUACUUCCCUGGCAUUUCAGAGGCUUCACACUGAACUGGAAGAGAAAUCUUUCUUUCUCCAAGUUUGUCUUCUGAAUUCAAAGUAAUUCUUUAGUCACUGACAUUGCUGCAGCAUUCAUACUGACAUGGAUUUGGAAUUUUAUAUUAUUUAAAACAAAUUUACUGACAAGAUGAAAGGAAAAUUUAAUGGAAGUUAUUUGCAACUAAUCCUGCCAAGUCAAUUGUCAAAAAGCUGUUCAGGUUUGGGUUGAGACCACUUUAAUUAUUGAUAGUAUGAGCUGUGUAAUUUUUUCUCUUUGCUUUGUUUAGCCCCAUCUCUCUGAUGAGGUGCUGUAUCUUUAAAUGGGGGACAGCAGGAUUAUACCAGAUGGACUUUCUCUCUCUGCUGGGGUUUCAAUCCUCUCCACUCACACGAGGGCUGCACCACACUGUUGUGCCACCCCACUUUAAUGACAUUUAAAGGUGAGCACAGCCUCACACACUGACAUUGAUGAGAUUGAUGACCAAGCAAACCACUCCAGCCACAUUCUCCAUCAUGGGCAGAUCCCGAGGUUCAUUUCAGCCAGGGCAUAUAAUGCUUCUUGCCAUGUCUAUGUAAUUUAGGGGAUUUAUUUUGAAUGCGUGCUCAUUUAGAAAUAUAUUUUAAUUGAAAUGUUUAGUGCUUUAUCUUACAUACAUACUGUGCAAUACCAUAGUGUGUUCUUUUCUUUUUUCUUUUUUUUUUUCCCCUAAGACUUUUUUGAAAUUCCUGAUGUUUGUUUGAGCUCCAGUGUGUUUUUGACUUGGCUCAGCUCUGGUAGUAGUAGUGUUUUCCUUGCCCUGAGCUAACCAGAAGCAGCACAUUGCACAACAAAAACCCUUUGCAAGUCAUGCACCCUCACAUUCACCAGCAACCUGCAGCUCCUGGGAGGCAGGGAAUGCUCCUCUCCAGAGGGUCUAAUUUGCACUUACUGUAAGGAAUUGCUAGCAACCCAGGGAAACAGGAAAUAGCUAGAGAGAAGAGCCCUCACCUGCUCCCACCAAACUCCAGAGUCAUUUUGUGAUCAACUUUCAAAGGAACAGGCCUUAAAAAUCAGCCCCAGCCCUGGAGCAGCAGUGCUGGUGCUGUGUGGGCUCUGCUCCAGUGUCUGCCAUGGGCUGUUGUCACAGGGGACCCUGAGCACUGUGACAAAGGCUUCCAGAGACAAUCAGCUCCUGGACUUCCCUCCUGAUGCAAUGAUUGCAAACCCAUCCUCCUCCAGGUUUAUACCGUCUUCUGACUCCAGAUGACAUUCCACUGGGGGUGUAGGGGUUAAACUACUCAGAGUCUCUGUGAUUUCUUGGUUUCCUGUGAAGCCAAGGCAUUGAAAGGUGCUAUAAUUGUUCACGAGGCACAUGCCCAGCCACAGAAGGAAAUGGUAACUUCUUCACCAGUUAUUUUACACAGUACCUUUUUUAUUUAUAUCAGUGUGUUUUGUAUGUGUGCCAAUGGUCCUGGCUUCUCUCCUGGGGAUCAGCUUUACAACCAUUUGGUCUUUUAUAGGGCAGCCAUAGGCAGUAUCUUGCAAUCACGUGUAAUUUCUUAACUUAGAGCAAGAAUAAAUCUCGUCUGACAGGAUGAACUCAUUUAUGGCAGGCUUUAAUGUUUGUUGUAAACACAACCUGUUUGUUCCACCUCUUGCAUGGUUACUUAUCUGUUUUCAUAUUGCUAUGUUAUUGUUCAAAAUAUCUAUUUCUCUUUAUUUGCUAUGGGGUUUGUUACUGUAUAUGGAAUGUUUUGUAUUCAGCAUUUUCUUACGGAGCAGAGUGGGAACAGUAUUCAAGGACCCACAAAUACCAAAGACCUUUCAUGUAAUGCACUGAGAAAUAAACUUACUGUAAAUGAG
Molecule: messenger RNA, 6096 nt
Organism: Zonotrichia albicollis (white-throated sparrow)
Lineage: Eukaryota; Metazoa; Chordata; Aves; Passeriformes; Passerellidae
Source: RefSeq, a predicted model, not a curated record